This is a messenger RNA of Perognathus longimembris pacificus (Pacific pocket mouse), 3221 nucleotides long. It is a transcript of the gene Hnf4g, whose product is annotated as hepatocyte nuclear factor 4 gamma. The record is from RefSeq and is a predicted model, not a curated record. Gene Ontology annotation, cellular component: nucleus. Gene Ontology annotation, molecular function: nuclear steroid receptor activity; RNA polymerase II cis-regulatory region sequence-specific DNA binding; nuclear receptor activity. NCBI's taxonomy places the organism in Eukaryota, Metazoa, Chordata, Mammalia, Rodentia, Heteromyidae. Gene Ontology annotation, biological process: cell differentiation; regulation of transcription by RNA polymerase II; anatomical structure development. The transcript has 12 exons. Bases 126 to 1496 code for a protein of 456 amino acids.
CGGCCAGCUGGGAGAUGUGGUGGCGGCCGCGUAGCAGCUGAUUACGACGCGGGAGCUCCGGGACUGCUCCGCGCAGAUUGAAAGCAAAAGCGUCAACCACAUUCUGAGCUUGUGUCUCUCAGUCGAUGAUGAGGGUAUCAGAACCAGUAUUGGACAUGGACAUGGGCAAUUAUAGUGAAGUGUUGGACCCAACUUACACAACUCUGGAGUUUGAAACGAUGCAGAUUCUGUAUAAUUCCAAUGAUAGUUCUGCCCCAGAGACAACAAGUAUGAACACUACAGACAAUGGCGUCAACUGUCUAUGUGCGAUCUGUGGGGACAGAGCAACGGGAAAACACUACGGGGCAUCGAGCUGCGAUGGGUGCAAGGGCUUCUUCAGACGUAGCAUACGCAAGAGUCACGUUUACUCCUGCAGGUUCAGUCGUCAAUGUGUUGUUGACAAGGACAAGAGGAAUCAGUGUAGAUACUGUCGAUUAAGAAAGUGUUUCAGAGCAGGAAUGAAAAAAGAAGCUGUGCAAAAUGAACGUGACAGAAUAAGCACCAGGAGAAGCACAUAUGAUGGGAGCAACAGUCCCUCCAUUAACACCUUGGCACAAGCUGAAAACCGAUCUCGCCAGAUCUCAGCCUCAAGCCCUGGGGCAAGCACUGACAUAAAUGUCAAGAAAAUUGCAAGUGUCGGUGAUGUCUGUGAAUCAAUGAAGCAGCAGCUUUUGGUGUUGGUAGAGUGGGCUAAAUACAUCCCUGCUUUCUGUGAGCUGCCUCUUGAUGACCAGGUGGCCCUGUUGAGAGCGCAUGCAGGGGAGCACUUACUGCUUGGAGCUACAAAGAGAUCCAUGAUGUAUAAAGAUAUUUUACUUUUAGGAAACAACUAUGUCAUUCACCGUAACAGCUGUGAGGUUGAGAUCAGCCGUGUGGCCAAUCGAGUUCUAGAUGAGCUAGUCCGACCCUUCCAAGAAAUCCAGAUUGAUGACAAUGAAUACGCUUGUUUGAAGGCAAUUGUAUUUUUUGACCCAGAUGCGAAAGGCUUAAGUGACCCUGUGAAAAUUAAGAACAUGCGGUUCCAAGUACAGAUCAGUCUGGAGGACUACAUCAACGACCGCCAGUAUGACUCCCGAGGGAGGUUUGGAGAGCUGCUGCUGCUCUUGCCCACACUGCAGAGUAUCACCUGGCAAAUGAUUGAGCAAAUACAGUUUGUGAAACUUUUCGGCAUGGUUAAAAUUGACAACCUACUUCAGGAAAUGUUACUGGGUGGUGCUUCCAAUGAUGGCAGCCAUAUCCACCAUCCAAUGCACCCACAUUUGUCUCAAGAUCCAUUAACUGGACAAACUAUACUUUUAGGCCCUAUGUCAACUCUGGUCCAUACAGACCAGAUCUCUACUCCCGAAACCCCACUUCCUUCCCCACCACAAGGCUCUGGACAAGAACCCUACAAAAUCACUGCCAAUCAAGCUUCUGUCAUUUCUCACCAGCCCCUCUCCAAGCAAAAGCCAUUGUGAGAACAUGUUUACUUCCAAACGGCACUGUGGAAAGGUGAAAAGGAAUCUUUUGGCUUGAGGGUUUAAGGAACAUAAAAAGUGCAGAAGCCUAUGGAGUUAGAAAGCCAUGUACAAACCCAGUUGUGAAUUACAUAAAUGAGAUUAUAUCUUUGGAAGAAAAAUGUGGACUUGUAAGAAGUGUGUUUUUGAAACAUAUAAUUGACUAAUGAUCAAAUACUAUCCAUCAAGUCACCUGUCACACAUAAGUGAUAAGUGUAAAAAGAAUGUAGUGUGAAUAGAAACCACUUUUGUAUAUUUGAAGUCUUCUCCCUAAAAACAUUAAACAGAAUAUACUAUAUGUAUUUUGAAGAAAAAGAAAAUCACAGUCAAAUUACCCACUUGGCAGCUUUCUGAACGAAUGUAUUUUGAAUGUCUAUCUAAUUGUAGAUCCAGGUAUUUAGCUCAUUGUAGCUCCUAAUUACUUGAUAUCCAUCAUAUAGUUUUAAAGGGUUGAUUAUGACCUGCAUCAGGAUAGAUGAACACCUCUUCUUUCUGAAGGGAAAGAUAUAUAAAAAGAAGAAAAAGUAUUUCAAGAUGUGAGAUACUGAAUUAUAUAAUUCUAGGACCUUACAAAAAUUUCUAAGAUUAUGAUUCAUCUGUGACUCUUACCUACCCUACAAGUAAAAAGAUUGUUAAUUUUAACUAUCUUAUUGGCUCCUAAAUUAAAUUAAGCACUUAAAAAGAGACAUUUCCAAGCCAUCAGUGGUUUAGUAGCAUCAAUCAUAUACUUGCUAUUGUUGUGAAAAUGGAAAGUGUAUUAUUGAGUAUGGGAUGGAGGGAGAAAGAAGAGACAGAAACAGAGAUGGACUAGGGUGAUUUCUUCACUCAAAUUUUAAAAAAAUUACCCUAGUAUUUCUUUCAUGAAUCAGUAGGGUUUUGAUUUUACAAAUAAGAAUAUCUUCUGUAAGCUUUUGUGUAUUUUUAGGUUGUUCAUAUAGAGAUAUAAAAACAAAUAAACCACAAUCCAUCCAGGGUUCUAUAACAAAAUAGCCUCAACUGGACAGCUUACAAAUAACAGGAAUUUAUUUCUCCACACUGGACAGCCCAAGGUCAAGGCAUUGGCUAAUUUGUCUCUGCUUUAUAGAGGGAUCUGCUAGCUAUGUGCUCUCAUAUAGAAGGGGAAAAGCAGUUUUAUAAGGGCACUAAUCCUGUGGCUAUACCCAUAGGACCUAGUCAGCUUCCAGUGUCUCCCUCCUACUUCCAUCCAUUGGUAGCUAGCUUUCAACAUGUAAAUGGGGAAGAUGGGGGGCAUAGACAUUGAGACCAUACCAAAUACCUUUAAAAUAUAAAACACAAUAUUUAUUUUUUGUGAAUAACUUAUCAACUAGUAUCUAUUAAGCAGCUACAUUUUAGAAAAUUUACUAACAAUUUUUGAUUGAGUAACUAUAGUCAGGGAAGUUGUAGUGUAAUAUUUUUAUACACUGAACUGCCAAGAAAACUGGACUAAUAUUUUUAAAGCAUUAUUAAGGAAAAGUUUUGCUUUUAUAUAAUACAUAAUUUUUCAGAUUUAAUAGAAAUGAAUAAUUUAUUGUGAAAUAUAAAUUUUAUAAAUGUAAAAUUAUUUUUUUAUAAAUUUUGUUGUUAAAAAUCAUAACCUAGUAGAUUUGUUGAAUGUUAAAUUAUAACAAGAUUAAAAUAUUUCUAAACUGAUACUUUGUUAUUUUGCUGAACUUUCUAAAUAAAGGA